This is a messenger RNA of Leptinotarsa decemlineata (Colorado potato beetle), 2166 nucleotides long. RefSeq lists its product as uncharacterized. Gene Ontology annotation, cellular component: cytoplasm. The record is from RefSeq and is a predicted model, not a curated record. Gene Ontology annotation, molecular function: protein-folding chaperone binding; ATPase inhibitor activity. Lineage: Eukaryota; Metazoa; Arthropoda; Insecta; Coleoptera; Chrysomelidae.
AGGUUUUUGUGCCUCGACGUCGUAAAAGUUUUCGUAAAAUUUCAGGAACGGCGUUGUCCAGAUCUAUAACAAACAGGAGUAGUUCUAAUUUGCUCCGUCUCAGUAAUUCCGACUCUAGCGAGAGUGCUCUGUCCGGUUUGUCUGAAUAUUCUUCGAGGAACGAUUCAUUCUCAAUUUUCAGGAGAGGGCACCUUCCGUCUUCAAGCUCAACUUCCACCACGAUUGACUCUGGGUUUUCUGAGAUCAGCCUGGCUAGUAGCUCGUCGCUGAGUCAUUAUGGCAGCAGUUUUGCAGAUAAUGGCAGUUCAUUUGCGUUAUCGGAAACAUCUUCAGCUGACUUUCACAAUUCUUUCAAUACUAGAAGAAACUCUUCUGAGAAUUAUCCAAUCAGAACCACCUUAGGCAAUUCAAGGUUAGGUCUGGCGCUCAUCUUAGUUGUAGCUUCAGAUAAUGACAGAUACCGUGAUACAUUUAUUCAGCACACAAACUUUGUCGAGUCCAUUUUAUGGCGUUUGAGGCAGUAUAUAGAGAUCGCCUUACAUUCUCCUAGAUAUUUUGUUUCUCUGAUGUUGGACAUUUCCAUAAAUUCUGCCAACUGGUUGUUAGAGAUUGCGAAUGGUCUUGGUAAAUGGACGAAAGAAGAUUGUGAACAAAGAGAUGAGAAACAGGACGGGAAGAGUUCGGUUUCCAGAAGUAUUUUCAGCAAUUUAGCAUCGAAAAACAUCUUACAAUUUUUCCAAAACAAGUUGGAUGUACUGAGCUUCAAAAAAAGUUUGUUUCUCAGAAAAGAAAAAGAUGAUUUUGACUUUUUUUGCGAAUUGCUCAAAGAACUGGACACGAAAGAGACAAAUUUUUUUCUCAGCACCCUUCUAACAGCUGUGCUAACGCACCAUACAGGGUGGAUAUCAACUUGUUACACUUCGAAAAAGCUGACCUUGACCGAUUCUUACAACGCUCUCUGGCGGCAGUUGAUGGAUCUGCAGGGAUCUACAGCAUACUUCACGAAAACUUCGAAGACUGUUAUCUACGGUUUGAAAGAUGAUUCCAUUAUUAUUAAAAGAAUACUUGAGUUUCUUCGUUACUUCAUAAGAUGUAUUAAAGUACAAAAAAGGGAUGUAGAACGUCUGGAUAUUGCCGCAGAAAAUAGAAUCGCUGAUGAAAUAUGUGACAUGGCAUUUGGUAGAAUUUCUGAAAGUUCUGAUCCAACAAAUUCUGGAAAACAAAAAGGCUUGAGUAAAAUCAAAUCUGGCUUAAUUAAAACCAAAUCGGGGCUGAUAAAAACCCAAACGGUCGGCGUGGAUUUGUCGCAACUUGCAGAUUCAGAAGACGAGGAUGUACAGGAUUAUCGUCGCAGUUCCGUUAUAUUUAUAUUGGGCGAUGAUGAAAGACUAGAAAAUUUAAAGAGAUCUUCAGGUGCGGUUUUAAAGAAACCCGGAAAUAAGCGAUAUUCUCGAUCGGAUUCUCUGGAUAUCGUCGAGGAAGAGGAUGAAAAGCUUGACAAGCCGACUAAAAUGAAAAUAAUUAAUUUUCCGUUACCUAAGGUCAAACCUCGUGGUGAUUUUUUGGACACUGUGCCAUUUGAACUAUCGCUAACGAAUAGUUCCCUAAAUACAUUCGUACCGGAUAUGGUAAUCCAAGGUACCACCGUUCCAGAAAGUGAAUGGAAGCCAAUACUAAAGACUGAUCUUUCGCUUAGUAGUUACCCUAGUUAUAACUUUGAAGAAUCCGUAGUCGUUUUAGGAAACACGAGUAAAUGGGAGGUGCAAAUAUGGUCCAGUAAUCGCAAUAGAAUGUACAAGGGGCACUUGGAAGAAAGUGCGGAUGCUUCACGACUACUUUAUAAUAUUUUAGAAGUCGUUUUGAAAAUGUGGGAAAUGAAUUUACCAAAGCAAUGCUGCACAACGUUCAUGGAACAACGUUUGAUGGGAAUUUGUUUGAAAGCUAGCACCCUAGCUGAAUUUUUACUAUCGAAAGACUUCUGCUCAAUAGAUCUUCUCGUUUCAGCACUAAAUAUUAGCCCCGUAGAUGUACCUCUUCUGAUGUCUGUAGUCUCAACUUUGUAUCCAGAAGUUUCAGAAAAAUAUGGCUUUAGUUAUCAGUGACAGUGAUAAAAAUAUUCGGUUUCCACCUAUUAUAUUUGAGAAAAAAAUACAUUUAUGAAAUCAA